Messenger RNA from Gigantopelta aegis, 4170 nucleotides. RefSeq lists its product as uncharacterized. The transcript has 3 exons. NCBI's taxonomy places the organism in Eukaryota, Metazoa, Mollusca, Gastropoda, Neomphalida, Peltospiridae. The record is from RefSeq and is a predicted model, not a curated record. The coding region runs from base 121 to 1209 and encodes 362 amino acids.
CUCACUCGAGCAUUGCAGGUGACAAGGGCUGCAGGCGUUCAUAUCGCACGAGUUUCACAGCCAGUGACCCUACAAACGUUACUUUUACCGGACGGUAAACACGGACACUCGGUGGUAGCCAUGGCUCUCUCUGCAUCGGGGAUCAUUUUAACUAGCAUGCUAGCUGGUCUGGUCACUGCACAGGCUGUGAUGGAGGCGGCGGUGCUAAUGACUGUGUACGAGGACGAGAUCGAGACGAGCGACCACACGGAGGUUGUCCUGCACUGUACCCUCAAGUACCCGGAGGCCACUCAGGAGGAGUGUCAGCAGAUCACGUGGACGCACGAGAUCAACAGGACGACGCACGAGGAGGAGGCGGUGCGGUCGUGCGACCUCUACCGGGUGAACACCCAGCUGGUGCAGCACACGUCACACCUAGAAAUCCUAUCUUUGAGUGGCAGGGUUAAAGGGUGGUACAGGUGCAAGGCGGAGUGCGGAGGACAUUUCUACACGGUUGGCUGCAAAGUGGGGCAUCCACUAGACAUAAAUUCGUCGUUCUUGUGUUCAAUGAGAAGUUUUCCAGCGACGACCAUGAUCAUAACGGACACUUCCAGCUUAUAUGGAGCAACUGGAGACAACAAACUGAUGCUCAUCGUGACUGUUGCCGCUGUGGUCGUUGUUGCCAUCCUGUUGACGACCGUGUUGAGGUGGUUCAUCAGAAGACGAUAUCUCCGCAGACGACGCCUGCUGGCUCUACAAGACAUCACACAGUCGCUGCGAGAUACAGAGAUAGCUGCGUCAAGUCGACCUCCAGGAAUACGUCUUCCAGAUGAUCCUCAACUAACGCCCUGCCCAGAAGUGUAUCCUGGCACUAGGAGCACAAACAACAGGUUUCAGCCCAUGUCCGCUAAUCCUGUCCUCUUCCAGAGGAUGCCUGAUGGGUCUAACUAUGUGUUUGUUCCACUCCUGUCGUUGCCGUCGUAUGAAUCUGCUCUGAAGGAAUCGUCGGAAACGCUAGUAAAACCCAACAGCGAGAGAAAUCCCAUUUUGAUUCCUGGACUCUUCAGCAUUCCGAUAGGAGAUGACAGCUACAGUAGUUAUUCCAGUGGUGUGUCCACGCCACUCAGUGUGAGCAGUCCCCCUAGCUACAGGAGUGUAGAGAGUCUGAGACUCGACCCCAGAGAUGAGGAUUUAGACAAUGGAGCUUCCUCUAGUGCACACAUCAAAUGAAUACAGGCGAUUUUCUACCUCGAGUAUUCCAAAACUGGUUUUAUCAGCCGCACAAUAAUACCUGGUGUAUUAUUUAAAUUGGUAUUGACAAUGGAAAUGGCAUUUUAAGAGAUAACUUCACUGAUUAAAACGGAACGGUGUAUGAUGUAGUAAGACGUACAGUGCGACAAGAAUGUAAAGUAGUGAUUCGUUUGGAAAACGUACAAACGACACAUUUGCAUCUAGCAAUGGAAAGGAAUGUUAUAUUAUUUAUCGCACUAGAUUACCAAGUGUAUUGGUUUAAACUGACAAUGGCAUUUUGAGAUAAAGGUGUUUAAUGAUAAAACAAAAAGAAUAGUAUAUGAUACUUUAUAAGUACAGUAUAUCAAUAAUGUGAAGUACUGAUUCGUCCGGAAAACUCACAGAUCUGGAGCGAGAAAUAGAAAGGAAUGUUAGUUUAACAACAUUCAAUCACCAACUAUCUAGAGUUAUUUGAGGGUGAGCAAUAUUAAUACAGUAACCUAUAUGUAUUCCCCCUUUUAGUGCAGUAAAACUAUGGCUGAACCUACACCAACACCAACUUUGAGGGUCUGGAUCUCCGAACAGGUUUAUUUUAGACCACAUAAAUGCAUUAUAAAUAGAUAGAAAUGUGAUAGAAAGAAUCAGAAUAUCUUGUUAAAAAUAUACUCUAUUAGCUUAGAUUUACUAGACUAUUUACUUUUAUCAGCUGGAGUUAUAUCCCCAUAGAUAUAACAGCUGGGAAGAAAAAAAAACCCAAUCAGAUUAUCUGUAUUGGAAAUGAUCAUAGGAUCUUGUACAUAUACAAACACUUGUACUAAAUGAUGAAGGUUACAAAUAAAACAUAACUGUAGCAUAGGUGGGACAAGCAUACUAAAGGCGCCAUCCUGACUUUGUAGCCGAAUAAAAGAUUUUCGGCAAAUAAAAUAGUUUUACAUUAUUAAUAGUACAAUUUACUGACAUUUUCUUGCUUAGCAUACGAAAAUCGUUAUAACCAAUUAUGUAAAUACUUUUCUGGACAUCGUAAUAUCGUUAUAAUCAAUUAUAUAAAUACGUUUCUGGACAUCGUAAUGUUUUAUAGCAUCUCAAUAUCGAUUUUUGUCUAAAAUAAUUUCAUACAUACGAAUUAUUUCUUCCAACGGGCAAAAGAUGUGUGUUUAGUUUGUUAAGGUGAAUAAACGAAAGUCUUACUAAGGCUGAAAACUCAGCAUAUUUCCUUUAAUUGUGGAUCUUAUUUAUGUGUCAAUCUGGAGAUAGGAUUUACUUCUUUUCAAACCUCUAAACCAUUACACCACUGUCAUUCUUCCGCCACAGGGUGAGGCAUGAAAUAUAGUCCGUCGGUAAGAAUUUCUCUGCCACUGAUAUGGAUGCAAUUGAGUAAACACAUGAAGUUGCAGCAUGGUACAUGCUCUAUGCUAGUCACUGAUAUGUGAUAUUAACUACAGAAGACAUUCACUAAUUUGUGAUAUUUUUUUUAACUUGCUUAAUAUUAUGAUACAAAAUGACAGAAAUAUUUAAACUAGAGUAUAUCCUCCGAAUGUUUUGGUUAGGAAACAUGACAUGUAUUUAUAUAACAAACAUCGAUACAACUUCUGUUGCCAUGACAACGCACAUUAAUAUAACUUGAGCAACCAUAUUAACAACGAUACGAUGUUGGUUGUCUUGGUGUGUUAGUCUGUAGUAGUAAAUAACGUUCAAUAUUAAUUUUGUCUCUGCUGUACAAGAUAAGCGUCGAAUUGAUCAGCGACGUACAACGAGAGGAAGGGUACUUUUCUUUAACGCUACCUUAGCACAGUUUACACUUCCGAUCCGAGUGGUUUGUGUAUAAAGUCUAGUCGAGGUCGACUUUGGGUCAUACAGAGCAAACUCCUUCAGCCUGAAUAAAAUAACAGUAAAGACGGUCAGGGAGUAGUCGAUCGUCGCAUGAAUGAGUGAAUAAAUGAGUGAAUGAGUGAAUGAAUGAAUGAGUGAAUGAAGUUAAAGUAAAGUUUGUUUUAUUUAACGAUGCCACUAGAGCACAUUGAUUUUUUUUAUCUUAUCAUCGGCUAUUGGACGUCGAAUGAGUGAAUAAAUGAAUGAGUGAAUGAAUGAAUGCUUAACGACAUCCCAGCUACAUCGGCUUUUAUGUAUUAAACAAAGGUAAAUACUAUGUGAAUCAGUUGAUAAUCAACAUCAAUAUAAAAAUUCAAAAGUGUACUUAAAAUAUUGUGUGAAGAGUUGUGCAAAAAAUAUCAAUAUCACUGGUGGGUAAAAUUAAGUAUUUCUGAGAUAUUUUAAGGAGUUGAGGAUAGAAUGGAAAUGAGUUUUUUACGUAACAUUUCUCCUACCAGGCACAAUCCCAGUCUGACACCGAAGUCGGCCAUUGUCUGGUCUGUGUCAGUUACAAUCACAAGAUCGACCCGAGCUAACCAUGACAUGUGGUUAUUGCGACACGUGGACAAAUUAUACACACAUGCAUAACUAUAAUUAAGUUCACGCUCUCACGCAAAAUGGAGACAGAUAUGAAAGCAAAAUCCAGUUUCAACCUGUGCUGAUAUUCUGCACGUCAUUUCACAAUGUAGUGUGAUUUGCAAAAAUAUAUUUCAUAUAAUGUUUGCAUUAUGUAAACAGUAAAAUGUGUUCACAUUUAUCUGAUAUGUUAACGGAGUUUUCACGUUUAUAUGAUGAAUGUUGAAAACAAUGGUAGUGUAUAGCCUAAACAAUAGCCAGAAUGCCUGAUACGAUCCGUGAUCACUCAUAUCACUAGCAAGGAAUAAGUUCCAGGUGACCAUCACUAUCACUAGCCAUUUUCACUUCGAUUUAAAAAUAACACACAUUCAUCUUAACGUUUUGUUAAGGUAAUUCUGUUAAAAAUUUAUUAUUAUUCUUAUUUAGAUAUCAAAACGGGAUUUAUGUUGUCUCAGAUUUCAGAAACCACUGUCACUUUUAAUAUUUGUUACAAAAUAAAACAAUAUUUUAAUCAGA